This is a messenger RNA of Vigna umbellata (rice bean), 1527 nucleotides long. Its product is annotated as bHLH transcription factor RHL1. The record is from RefSeq and is a predicted model, not a curated record. NCBI's taxonomy places the organism in Eukaryota, Viridiplantae, Streptophyta, Magnoliopsida, Fabales, Fabaceae. Gene Ontology annotation, molecular function: protein dimerization activity; RNA polymerase II cis-regulatory region sequence-specific DNA binding; DNA-binding transcription factor activity, RNA polymerase II-specific. Gene Ontology annotation, cellular component: nucleus. Gene Ontology annotation, biological process: regulation of transcription by RNA polymerase II.
CUCUUGUGUUGAAACCCUCCUUUCUUCUCUUUUGUGUCUGCUUUAAAGCUUAUAACUCUAAUCUCAUGCAACCUUGUAGUAGAGAAAUGCAAGGCGCUAACAAUAACUCUCUCUUUAACAAUCAACAACAGAUCCACUUUGAUGCAACUUCAAACGAGGAUUUCCUUAAGCAAAUGCUCUCUAAUCUCCCUUCGUCUUCUCCAUGGACACUCGACCCCAAACACAACCCCUUAUGGGACCCUAAUUCCGACGAAACCACGCCGGAAAACAACGUCGUUUUCCCCUACGACCUCGAACAGGCCAACUUGGCCUCCAAGUUUCGCAACCACCAGAUCACCGAUGACAAAGCCUCCGCUCUCAUGCUCCAACAUCACCAUCAACUCCUUCUCUCCUCCGCCGCUGCCAAUUCCCCCAUCCUCCAAAUGCCCGUCUCCUCUCUUAACGACGUCGUUCACGCCUCCUCCUUCAAAUCUCCUGCUUCAAACGCUGACCCUGUUCAACCUCUCUACAACGCCUUCUCCGCCUCUCUCCAAGGUGCCGCCCAACCCUCCAACCAAACUCACCAUUUUCAACUUCCUCAGGUACAGAGUUUUGGAGCUUCGGCUCCGGCUACUGGUGGUGGCGCGGGUUCCGGGCAGCCGAAGCAGAGGAUUAGAGCUAGGAGAGGUCAAGCCACCGACCCACACAGCAUCGCCGAAAGGUUACGGAGGGAGAGAAUCGCAGAGCGAAUGAAGGCCCUGCAGGAACUGGUUCCCAACGCCAACAAGACUGAUAAGGCCUCCAUGUUGGAUGAGAUCAUCGAUUAUGUGAAGUUCCUCCAGCUCCAAGUCAAGGUUUUAAGCAUGAGCAGAUUGGGAGGUGCAGCGGCUGUGGCACCCCUUGUUGCUGAUAUAUCUUCUGAGGGAGGCGCGGACUGCGUUCAACAAAAACGCAACAACACCAACGGAAACUCAAACGGCAACCAUGCUUCUUCAAACGACACCCUCACCACGACGGAGCAACAGGUGGCGAAGCUCAUGGAGGAAGACAUGGGAUCCGCCAUGCAGUACCUGCAGGGGAAAGGUCUCUGCCUUAUGCCGAUUUCCCUGGCCACCGCCAUCUCCAAAGCCACGUGUCACACCAGAAACCCUUUCACCAACGGUGAUGGGCCCUCUUCUCCCGGAAUAUCCGCGCUCACCCUGCACUCGUCCACUCUCAGUAACGGCCUCGUCAAAGACACCGCCUCCGUUUCCAAGUCCUGAUCACGCCGUUUCGUUGACUUUCAAGUCAAACACUACACCAAGCGACGUGACCGCCACUACCUCAACGAAAUCGAGAACAACCUGAACAAACCAAAUGACGUGGAUUUUGUAAAGUCCAGGAAAGGCUGUCCUUCACGACGUCGUUUUUAGCUUGACUUUCGUAACCACACGCUAACUUUCAUGCUCAUACACUUUCCAUCCUAUCCUAUCUCAUUUCUUUGUAUUUUUCGCCUCUUUUUCUUUUACUUUAUUUAUUUAUUUCGCAAUCAGUUUGUUAAUUUUUUUU